Molecule: messenger RNA, 792 nt
Organism: Peronospora matthiolae
Lineage: Eukaryota; Oomycota; Peronosporomycetes; Peronosporales; Peronosporaceae
Source: the annotation of a GenBank genome assembly
AUGACGACGAGCUACAUCAAGAACCGCCUGCCUUCACCCAGGAUCGACCACAAGACUCCGUUCGAGAUCGUGUACAAGUCGAAACCAAGCGUCAAGCACAUGCGCGUGUUUGGAUGUCAAGCGUACAUCCUGACACUAAAAUUGAAGCGAAUGAAGUGUGACUCAAAGGCUCGUGUACGGAUGUUCAUGGGCUACGAAGAAGCGUCAAAGGCGUACCGAGUGUACGACAUUGAGGCAGGCCAAGCGGUGAUCAGUCGUGACUUCACCUCCGACAAAUCGACUUUUGACUUUUCGAUGAGCCGAUCAAGUGACGAUGAUAAAGAUGCGGAGUUGGACCUCAACCUCCUGGCGAUCAACAAUGACGACGUGCGUCAGAUCACCUACAAGCAGACUGGCAAGCGCAAGAGUGAAGCAAGCACCGGCAUGUCACGAUCAUCUCACCAUCGAACUGGGUUGGAACAAGCAAGUGUGCCGGAACGCGUCUCCAACCGUCACCAGAAACGACGAUCAAGUGCUCCCGAAAUGAUGUCAGAUGACGAAGAAGAUGUAGGCGCCUACGAUCAAGAUGACGACUUUGAUCGUUUGGAGUUGGUGAAGGCGAUCUACGGUCUCAAGCAAGCUUCGUGGGUAUGGAACGAGAAUUUCGACGUGUUCGUGUGCUCCAUCGGUUUCGAGGUGCCGGCGUUCGACCCAUGUCUAUACAUCAAGGUGGUCGGUAGUCAGUGUGUUCCCGUGCUGGUUUACGUGGAUGGCGUGUUGGUGACCGUCAGAUCGCUCGAGUUGAUUGCGUAA